Molecule: messenger RNA, 741 nt
Organism: Gilbertella persicaria
Lineage: Eukaryota; Fungi; Mucoromycota; Mucoromycetes; Mucorales; Choanephoraceae
Exons: 2
Coding region: 1-741 (246 amino acids)
Biological process (GO): regulation of transcription by RNA polymerase II
Cellular component (GO): PcG protein complex; transcription regulator complex
Molecular function (GO): RNA polymerase II cis-regulatory region sequence-specific DNA binding; DNA-binding transcription factor activity, RNA polymerase II-specific
Source: RefSeq, a predicted model, not a curated record
AUGACAUCUUGUAUGAACUUGCCUACUACGCCCAAAAGAAAAUAUCACUGUACCGAACAAGGAUGCAAUAAGAGUUUCACAACCAGUGGUCAUCUCGCUAGACACAACAGAAUUCACACAGGCGAAAAGAAUUUUCAUUGUCUUCAUCCUGGAUGCCCCAGCCGAUUCUCACGUCAAGACAACAUGAUGCAGCAUUAUCGUACCCAUUUAACGCAAAAGCUGCGCCGUCAAAACAUGCGUGGUCAACAACAACAAAAAAAAAAUUUGAUAGAAGAGGAGAAUCGCGCUCAACUUUAUCGCCACUCACAUCAUGAACGUGAGAAUCACAUGUCCUUGCAGCCCCUAUUGACUACGAGACCUCGCCGAUCUGUUACAAUGCCUAGUUUACCCUACCCAAACCCUAUGCUGAUUGAAUACAAGAAUCGCCCUAGACGUGCACUUUCAACCUCUUCAGAUUGCUCCACUUCAUCUUCCGCCUCUACAUUCUCCUAUUACUAUCCUCCUCCCCCUCUUUCUCCUUUGUACUUGCAACAAUCAAAGCAUGUCUUGCCUCCUCCCUCUCCUUCUCAUCCUCCUUUCACUCCUUCUUCUACUGUUCCCCCUUCUUCCGUUCAUCGUGAACAUCAUUAUACUCAGCCUCAACCAUCUCAACCAUCUCAACAACAAGAAUGGAUACCUAAUUCUCAAAAACCACUUUCAAGUCUUUUGCAUUUAGCCAACAUUGUCAGCACAUUUGGUUAA